UUAAUUGGCAAAAGGGCCCUGUAUUUGGUGGUCGAUGAAGUGAUGAAGAUGGAUGUUUGGAUCGAAUUGUCCUAGGGGCGAUGUGACAUUUAAGGGUGAUAAAUAAGACAGCGGCAGCGUUUUUUGUGACAGUUCUGGACAAUGGUUAGAUCUUCAUUCCUCAUUCUUCUUUUCAACUUCCUAUUACAGGCCAAUGGGGUUCCAGUGGCGGGUACAGGAUACACUCACUGUUGUCAGGUAGCUGGUGCAGGAUAUAGCCCCUGUUGUAAAAACUUGCAAUGGUACACGGAAGUUGGCCCUGACGGUGUGCCACGCGAAGUUCAGUUAACGAUGGCGGAAGUCCAGCGACGUCUCCGGGAACAAAAAACCCAGGGAAACAUCCACACAAACUAUCACGGUCAAACGGGUCCGGUAAAAAUAGAAGAGACGCCAGAAGAAAAGGAACAAAGACUAGAGCUGGAAAGACUGGAAAAAGAACGACUUGAACAGGAGAGACGAAUCAAGGAGCUGGAAAAGAAGUUAGCAGAAGAGAAGAAAAGAAGUAAGCCAAAUGUGUUGACAAAAUCUACCCGUAGACGCCCAAACAGAACAGGCAUGAAACGCACCCUCAGCUCAGUACCGAGACGGAUCCUGAGAACAAAUACCCGGGGGUCUAUUUAUGAAUCACAGCGAGAACGUGCUGCUGCACGUGCUAGAAAUGACAGACCUCCAAGCAGAAGCCCUGAGCCGCCAAAGAAAGAAGAGAAAAAAGAAAAACGGAAGAGGCCCAGGGGAUUAAUUCAGCGAUGGAUUGAAUCAAAGCGGAGAUUGAUGGACAAAGUGAAGAGGAGAAGGGUAGCUGGAUAGAUUUAAAGUGAUGUGACAAUGAUUGUAAGCCAUUAAAGUACGAGGUAGAAAACUAUCGUAGACGACUUAAUUAAAAGACAACUCAAAUCACUUCAUAAAAGCCAUGGACAUAUGUAUCGCUGUAUUGCUGUAUAGAGGUUUAUCAUUGAAUUCAAAUUUGUAUUAUACUGAUAGUACUACUUUUAUCGCAAUAUCUAGUGGAGAAAAAUCUGAUAAAUUAAAUCAUGACUGUUUUUUUUCCUGCUACCUUUUGAAAAUAGAAAUCUAGGGUAAGUAUACAUUGACUUUGACAGAAAUUCUGAUUCAUUUGUCUUGUUCGUUGAUGUUUGUUAUUUUUGCAUACUGUAUAAAGGAGAUUAAAAGAAUGAGUUGUACCAA
Messenger RNA from Saccostrea cuccullata (small rock oyster), 1224 nucleotides. Its product is annotated as zinc finger CCCH domain-containing protein 18-like. Lineage: Eukaryota; Metazoa; Mollusca; Bivalvia; Ostreida; Ostreidae. The record is from RefSeq and is a predicted model, not a curated record. The transcript is spliced from 2 exons. The coding region runs from base 142 to 846 and encodes 234 amino acids.